AUGACUGACGUCGCGACUCCCGAGGUCCUCUGGGCGCAGCGCUCGUCCGGCACCGACCCCGAAGCCAACUUCAUCUACCUAACAAUCAACGUGCCGGACGUGCCCAAGGGGCAGUUCGAGCUGGACCUGCAGCCGAGCGGGCUGAGCUUCAAGGGCACGUCCAACACGCUGAAGCGGACGUACCAGGUCAAGCUCGACUUCUAUGCCGACAUCGACCCGGCAGCCAGCCGCGUCAAUCACUCGGAGCGCGACGUUGAGCUGAAGCUGCGCAAGAAGGACCUCAACGAGGAGUACUGGCCGCGCCUGCUCAAGGAGGCCAAGAAGCUGCACUUCCUCAAGACCGACUUUGAUAAGUGGGUGGAUGAGGACGAGCAGAACGAGGCGACCGAGGACGACUUUUCCAACUUUGGUGGUGCUGGCGGUCCGGGUAUGGCUGGGCUUCCGGGCAUGGGCGGCGGCGGCGACUUUGGCGGGAUCGACUUCUCCAAGCUUGGUGGCGGUGGUGCCCCCGAUUUCGGGGCAGGUGAGGAAGAGGACUCAGACGACGACGACCUGCCGGCACUGGAGGGUGAGGAGGAGGAGGCUGCGGCUGCGGCGGCUGUGGGCACGGAAGAUGCCCCUGAGGCCGUCCCUGCGGCUGCAGAGGGCGAGAAGGCCGAGGAGGCAAAGGACGCGAAGGAGACUGCCAGCGCUUAG
Molecule: messenger RNA, 696 nt
Organism: Dichotomopilus funicola
Lineage: Eukaryota; Fungi; Ascomycota; Sordariomycetes; Sordariales; Chaetomiaceae
Product: HSP20-like chaperone
Exons: 4
Coding region: 1-696 (231 amino acids)
Biological process (GO): chaperone-mediated protein complex assembly; protein folding
Cellular component (GO): cytosol; nucleus
Molecular function (GO): protein-folding chaperone binding; Hsp90 protein binding
Source: RefSeq, a predicted model, not a curated record